AUGUACACCACUCCCCACAUCUUAACCUCCUGCCUAAUUAUUAUUUUUAUUAUUCUUGUUUUUCCUCUUCUAACAACCCUUAACCCCUCGCCCCGAGACACGAACUGACCCCUUUCACAAGUUAAAACAGCAGUAAAAACCGCUUUCUUUAUUAGCCUUGUCCCCCUAUGUCUCUUUCUAGACGAAGGGGCAGAGACAAUCAUUACCAGCUGAACAUGAAUAAAUACCCUGACAUUUGAUGUGAACAUUAGUUUUAAGUUUGAUAUAUACUCCAUCAUCUUUACUCCAGUUGCCCUGUAUGUCACAUGAUCCAUCCUCGAAUUUACAUCUUGGUACAUGCACACAGAUCCUUUCAUUAACCGAUUCUUUAAGUACCUCCUAACCUUCCUAAUCACAAUAAUUAUUCUAGUGACCGCAAACAACCUAUUUCAAUUAUUUAUCGGCUGAGAAGGAGUAGGAAUUAUGUCCUUCCUCCUUAUUAGCUGAUGAUACGGGCGAGCCGACGCAAACACCGCGGCCCUCCAGGCCGUCAUCUACAACCGAAUUGGAGAUAUUGGACUAAUCUUCGCAAUAGCAUGAAUAGCCAUAAAUCUAAACUCCUGAGAAAUACAACAAAUAUUCUUAGCCUCUGAAGGCCUCGACCUUACUCUUCCCCUCAUCGGCCUAAUUAUUGCUGCUACUGGCAAAUCUGCCCAAUUCGGCCUUCACCCCUGACUUCCCGCCGCUAUGGAGGGCCCCACCCCUGUUUCCGCCCUACUUCACUCCAGCACAAUGGUAGUUGCAGGCAUCUUUUUAUUAGUCCGAAUAAGCCCCUUAAUGGAAAAUAACCCUGUUGCCCUAACUAUCUGUUUAUGUCUAGGGGCCUUAACUACCCUUUUCACCGCCACUUGUGCCCUUACCCAAAAUGAUAUUAAAAAGAUUGUUGCUUUCUCAACAUCAAGCCAACUAGGACUAAUAAUAGUUGCCAUCGGCCUUAAUCAGCCCCAACUAGCCUUUCUCCACAUCUGCACUCACGCCUUCUUUAAAGCCAUGCUCUUCCUAUGCUCCGGCUCAAUCAUUCACCACCUCUGAGACCAACAAGACAUCCGAAUAAUGGGCGGAGCCCGGUUUUUAUGCCCCGUCACAACAACUUGCCUGGGUAUUGGCAGCUUGGCUCUUACAGGCACCCCUUUCUUAGCAGGCUUCUUUUCUAAAGACGCCAUCCUUGAAGCCCUUUCUAACUCUCACCUUAACGCCUGAGCCCUUAUUUUAACCCUCAUUGCCACUAUAUUUACCGCCGUUUACAGUCUACGCCUAAUCAUCUUCGUAGCCCUAGGAAACCCACGAACCCCUCGAUCCAUCUUUCAAAUAAACGAAACUGACCCUGCUAUCACUAAUCCAAUCAAACGCCUUGCCUGAGGAAGCAUCCUCGCUGGACUAUUGAUUACCUCAAAUAUUACUCCCCUAAAAACACCAGAAAUAACUAUACCAGAUGAAGUAAAAACAGCUGCCCUAGCCGUUACCCUGCUAGGCUUCUUAUUAGCCCUCGACCUAGGAAAUUUAACUGGUCAAGAACUAAAACCAGCUACUAAACGCCCAGCUCACCUCUUCUCAAACUUACUAGGAUUUUUUCCUCCUAUUAUCCACCGCCUCUCCCCGAAACUCACCUUAGGCUUCGGCCAACUUAUUGCCUCCCAAAUAACAGACCAGACCUGGUUGGAAAAAGCAGGACCAAAGGCAAUGGCCUCCGUCAACGCCCCCUUAAUUACAACUACAAGUAACACCCAACGAGGACUAGUUAAAACAUACCUCACUCUAUUUUUUAUGACCCUCGCCCUUUCAGCCCUCCUAACCACCCUUUAG
Messenger RNA from Morone saxatilis (striped sea-bass), 1842 nucleotides. The record is from the annotation of a RefSeq genome assembly. Lineage: Eukaryota; Metazoa; Chordata; Actinopteri; Moronidae.